Molecule: messenger RNA, 1330 nt
Organism: Tribolium madens (black flour beetle)
Lineage: Eukaryota; Metazoa; Arthropoda; Insecta; Coleoptera; Tenebrionidae
Product: S-phase kinase-associated protein 1
Exons: 1
Coding region: 87-575 (162 amino acids)
Biological process (GO): SCF-dependent proteasomal ubiquitin-dependent protein catabolic process
Cellular component (GO): nucleus; cytoplasm
Molecular function (GO): cullin family protein binding
Source: RefSeq, a predicted model, not a curated record
AGUACACUUGUCAUCCGCCAUUAUUGCCGUCUACUGUCAUAAAUCUGUCAUUGAUUAUUGAAGAAAAGUCGUGAAAAUUGUGGAAAAUGCCGAACAUAAAACUGCGUUCGUCUGACGGGGAAACGUUCGAGGUGGAUGUGGAAAUUGCGAAAUGUUCGGUGACCAUCAAAACCAUGUUGGAAGACUUGGGGAUGGACGAGGAGGAAGAGGAAGUUGUGCCUCUUCCGAAUGUGAAUUCGGCGAUUUUGAAGAAAGUUAUCCAGUGGUCGACUUACCACAAAGAUGAUCCUCCACCGCCCGAAGACGACGAGAACAAGGAGAAGCGAACUGACGAUAUUUCGUCGUGGGACGCCGAUUUUCUCAAAGUGGAUCAAGGCACUUUGUUUGAACUCAUUUUGGCGGCGAAUUACUUGGAUAUCAAGGGGCUGCUGGACGUCACCUGCAAGACGGUGGCUAACAUGAUCAAGGGCAAAGCCCCGGAAGAGAUCCGCAAGACUUUCAACAUCAAAAACGAUUUUACAGCUUCUGAGGAGGAGCAAGUGCGCAAGGAGAACGAGUGGUGUGAGGAGAAGUAAAGUUUUGUUUAUUUAAUUUAGUUUCAAAAUUGCUUUCAUAAUCUCGUGUAAAUUUGGUUUUAAUGUAAUACUCUGAUUUUUUAAUUUAAAUCAAACGCCAUUUCGACCCAACUGGUUGUUUAUUUGCACCUUAACCAAUUGUAGAGUAUUUCUAAUAGGUGUCGGAUAAAAUAUAGUGUAAAACUGUUAAAAUACGCCAUAGUCGUCGCAAGAUCCUGCUUCGUUUCCGCAAAUACGGGCCCCCAUAAAAGCCCCUAUUAAAAUUGCUACAAGAACUAUAGUUACAAGCCCUAACAAGUACAGCCACGUCCUGGAGGAACACAAGGACCAACACCUACAAUUCGGACUGAAUUUGGAAGUUUAGCAAAUCGCAACUAACCCUCGUUUUAUACACUGUUCAUUUCUCUUGAUUUCAUCGUCGACGAAAUUUUCCGACUUUGAUAGUUGAUCAUUCAUUAAUUUUAUAAUUUUGCAUUUGAUGUGUUUGAGUUUCUGUUUUGUUGCCAAAGUAUCACAAUCACAAUCAACAUCGCGGCUCAUUAAAUCGAACUGGAAUUGUAUUAGGAUUAAGAAAAUUCAAUUUGUGAUGUGCAGAUUGAAAAUUAUGACGUUAAGGUGACAUUUUGGGCAGUCAACUUCAAUGCUAUUGUCACAUAGGGACCCUCACUGACCUGGUUUCCCACAAAUUCUAUUUAUUUGUCAGUGUUACACCAGCUAUAACCGAAUUUUGAAUAAAUUGUUUUUUUUAUACAAAA